AAAGUGCUCAGUUUUUCCACCCAAUUUAAACUCCUCUCACACCUCUCAGAGGGAGCACACACAUCAUUCGGUGAAGUUGGUCUGAAAUGCUAUGAACGGGCACAUGGCUGAGAGAAGAGCUACACCAAUGCUCAUCACAGCUCUCAUAUGGGCAAUACUCUGUAUAUCUGCACAAUGCUCUGGGACAAAUGUUAAAAUUGGUGUCCCCGAAAACUACGAUGGUAUUUUCCCAUGGUAUCUAACAAAGCUUCAAAGCCUGCCAUCUAAUUACAGUGACCUGGUGGUAACAGGAGACGAUGAGGGGAUAUUUGGAGUUGAUGCUCAGUUUCUGUAUGCUCUAAAACCACUGGACAGGGAGAAACAACCAUCUUACUCUCUGCAGGUGUCCUUCAGACUGUCAGUGCAUCAUCAGAGCUUCAAUGUUGAAGUGUGUGUCAUCGACAAGAAUGACAACGUGCCUACGUUCAUAGAGGAGAGCAUGAGAGGCAGCGUGCAGCUCGGGCUUCUCAAGGGAAUACCAUUCAUGCAGGUGGAAGCACUAGAUCGUGACGACCGCAACAGUCCCCAUGCUGAGCUGCGAUUCAGCCUGAUGGAACAAACACCCAGGAUUCCCUCCAGCCAAAUGUUCUCCAUCGACUCGGUCACUGGAGAGGUUUCACUCACUGAAGAAGGAGCCUCUACUCUGGACCCAGAGAUGUGUGGCCGUUACAAGCUCUCAGUGAUGGUGAAGGAUAUGGCUGGGAGGGCAGAUGCUUUCUUCUCCACUGGCAUUGUUACUGUUGAGGUGACUGGAAACACUUGGGCAUCACCUGACCCUGUACGGCUUCAGGAAAAUCUCCCCGGCCCUUACCCUAUACCCAUCUCACAGGUCAAAUGGAGUGGCAGUCAGGCAGAGUAUGGUCUGGAGGGGGAGUUUCCAGAGAUGCUCUUCACCAUCAGCAGAGAAGGAGUCAUUUAUCUCAAUGCUCCUCUGGACAGAGAGACACAAGACCAGUUUCAAAUCAACAUUGUGGUUGAGCGUCCUGAUGGUAGGGAGAUUGCCAAACCUGUGGAGCUGAGGGUGAUGGUGGGUGAUGCCAAUGAUAACAGACCCACAUUUCCACAGGCACAGUACCAUACUGUGGUCAAGGAACUGGCUGCUCGAGGGACAGAAAUCCUGACAGUGCAGGCAGCUGAUAAUGAUGACCCCAAGACAGACAAUGUGCGGAUCUUCUACCGUUUAGUCGGACAAAUUCCAGAAAGUCCUCGUGCCCUCUUCAGAGUGGAUCGUGACUCAGGGGUCAUCUCAGUCCAAGCGGACAGUAUGGAGGGCACAGCACCGCAGUACACACUAACCAUCACUGCUGAGGAUGCCAAAGGUCUGAACAGUUCCUGCACCGUGGUUGUGACGGUGCAGGAUGAGAACAACAACCCACCGGUCUUCUCCCAACACGAGUACGGCCCUUUUCACAUCCCCGAAGAUGCCCUGGUGGGUACCACAGUGACAGCUAUGCUGGCGAGGGACGCAGAUGUUCGAGGUGGAGACAGCUGGCAGGUGGACUACCGUUUAGAGUCUGGAAAUGAGGAGGAGGUCUUUUCAUUAGUGACAGACAAGCAGACCAAUGAGCUCUCACUUGUCCUCUCAAAGGUGCUGGACUUCGAACGUGAGAGUGAAUACAUCCUUGUGCUCAGUGCCCAGAAUCCAGUUGCCUUAGUCCGUGGUCGAUACGGCCCUGCAUCCACAUCAACAGUCUCCAUUUAUGUUGAUGAUGUGAAUGAGGGCCCAAUCCUGUCUCAAAGCCAUUAUGAGGUGACUGUGAGGGAAGGGGAGGAACCAGGACGGGUUAUUGCCACCAUUCGAGGUUAUGACCCCGAUUCUCACCCAAUAAGAUAUUCUCUUCAAGGGGACACCAAGAAAUACUUUUCAAUUGGGAAGUAUUCUGGUGAGUUAAAGACUGUGCAGGCCUUGGACAGGGAGGAGAACAGCACGUACACCAUGGAGGUCAUUGCAGUGGAUGGACGAAACUCCUCCCUGUCUGCAUCCACCCUGGUGACUGUCCAUAUUCUGGAUGUGAAUGACAACAGUCCAGUGCUGGUUGGAGACUAUUCCUGGAAGUACCUGUGUACACCUCGCUUGGAGGAUCAAGCUCUGGUGCUUGCAUCACGGGACAGCGAUGGACCGCAGCAUGGAGGACGGCUUAAUUUCUCCCUCCGCAGUGAUGCCACGGUUCGACGUAACUGGAAGCUAACACCUAUUAAUGAUACUCACACCAACCUGUCCUUGAACAUCCCAUACCUACCUCCUGAUGUCUACACUGUGCCCUUCACCAUUUCUGACAGCAGCUCUCCUCCUAGGAGCACCUUCAUAAACUUGCCAGUGACGGUGUGUCCCUGCAAUGUCAGAGGAAACUGCAAAAUGGCUGCCAAACAGCUGGAGGGCAUGCCAACUAUUCAGUCUGCAGUUGGCAUCCUCCUUGGCACCUUUGCAGUCAUAGGAGUGAUCCUCAUUGUUGUAUUUGUGAGACUGUCCUACCAGAACCCCAAAGAGCCAAGCAAGACUAACCAAGAGAGAGUUCCCCUGAAGAUUUCAAUCUAAUUAUGCUGUAUUGUCCCACUUGCUGGACUAGCGUGACAAUCACGUUUCAGGGCAAUAAAUUAAUUACGUGACCGUGAAUGUCUUAACAUGAAUGUACACUUCAGUUGCAGUUAUAAGUUUAUAUGUACGCAAAAUACAUUUUAGUUUAGUCUAGAGCUCUCAGUAUGUUACAUGCUUAGGUCUGUGCUUGGGACAUGGUGUGGGCUUAUGUUCAAAGUUUGCCUGUUUUAUUAUUGGUGCAGAGCUGUUCAUUUCAUUUUAAAAUGGUGCCUAGUUACUAGAACAAGAACAAAUGAUGAAUCGUACUGAAAAUUU
Archocentrus centrarchus (flier cichlid) is the source of this 2890-nucleotide messenger RNA. RefSeq names its product cadherin 16, KSP-cadherin (gene cdh16). The record is from RefSeq and is a predicted model, not a curated record. Gene Ontology annotation, cellular component: adherens junction; plasma membrane; catenin complex. Gene Ontology annotation, molecular function: calcium ion binding; cadherin binding; beta-catenin binding. Gene Ontology annotation, biological process: homophilic cell-cell adhesion; cell-cell junction assembly; cell migration. Bases 92 to 2575 code for a protein of 827 amino acids. The transcript has 18 exons. NCBI's taxonomy places the organism in Eukaryota, Metazoa, Chordata, Actinopteri, Cichliformes, Cichlidae.